AUGGGCUCGCUAUAUCGCAGUGAGGAGAUGUGUCUGGCUCAACUUUUCCUUCAAACAGAAGCAGCCUACACUUGCGUUGCCGAGCUUGGUGAACUUGGUUUAGUGCAGUUUAGAGAUUUAAAUCCUGGUGUUAGUGCUUUUCAAAGGAAAUUUGUAAACGAGGUGAGACGAUGUGAUGAGAUGGAACGAAAACUAAGGGUGAAAGGACUAUUGGAUAAUGUUUAUUUCGACAACAGUUGGAUUGGGAAUUGGGCUAUGAGAAAGAUAGAAGCUUAUAAAGCAACUUUUGAAAAACUUGAAAACGAGCUGCGUGAAGUGAAUCAGAAUGAAGAAAUGUUAAAAAAAAAUUUUUUGGAGCUGACUGAGUUAAAGCACAUAUUAAGAAAGACUCAACAAUUCUUUGAAGAGGUAGAGCAUGACCGAUUGCGUCCGACACAUCGUCGCAAUACCAGCCCUCUUCGAAGAGUUCACGACGAAGAACAGAGCCUUCUGGGCGAAACUUCUUGGAGUAGCUACGUCACCGCUUUACGUUUGGGCACUUCGCUAGAGUUUGCUUAUUUGUCUAUUACCUUUCUUUUUGAUCUCAAGGCGGGACCAGAUGCAGCAUUGCCUUCCAAUGUGCCUCAUAACACUGGAGGAGGUCUACCGGAACAAAUUGUACUUCAGGAAACUGAAGGGAUGGGUAUUGAGCUUUCUGGAGUUCCUGCCGGCGCAAUGUUUGCGAAUUUUGGUUUCGUCGCUGGAGUUAUACAGCGUGAACGUCUACCAGGUUUUGAACGGUUACUUUGGCGUGCUUGUCGUGGUAAUGCGUUUUUGCGGCAAUCAGAAAUUGAUGAACCUCUCGUGGACAGUUCGGGAGUUCCUGUAAAGAAAACAGUUUUUAUUAUUUUCUUUCAAGGCGAUCAGUUGAAAACUCGAGUCAAGAAAAUAUGUGAGGGCUUUCGAGCUACGUUAUAUCCCUGCCCAGACACGCCUCAGGAGCGGAGGGAAAUGUCCAUAGGUGUUAUGACACGCAUCGAAGAUCUCAAAACGGUUUUGCAUCAAACUCAAGACCACCGCCACCGCGUUCUGGUUGCUGCGUCAAAAAAUGUCCGUAUGUGGUUAACGAAAGUGAGAAAAAUUAAGUCAAUUUACCAUACACUUAAUUUAUUCAAUUUGGAUGUCACUCAAAAGUGCUUGAUUGCUGAGUGUUGGUGUCCCGUCGCAGAUCUUGAUCGGAUUCAACUCGCUCUGAAGCGUGGAACGGAAGAAUCAGGAAGCACGGUGCCAUCAAUCUUGAAUCGUAUGUUAGAUUCAACUGAACCACCACCUACUUAUCACCGCGUCAACAAGUUUACCCGAGCUUUUCAGAAUAUUGUGGACUCGUACGGAAUUGCAUCAUAUCGAGAAAUCAAUCCAGCGCCAUAUACGAUGAUUACUUUCCCUUUUUUGUUUGCUAUAAUGUUUGGAGAUUGUGGUCAUGGUUUUAUUAUGUUUUUCGCUGCACUCUGGUUUAUCUACAAGGAGAAGCAGAUUGAGGCUGCUCGAGUUGCAGAUGAAAUAUUCAACACGUUCUUUAAUGGAAGAUAUCUCAUAUUUCUGAUGGGUUGCUUUUCGAUCUAUACUGGAAUGAUAUACAAUGAUGUAUUCAGCAAAUCCUUUAAUCUUUUUGGUAGUGCAUGGCGCAAUCCUUUCAAAUUAACAAAUUAUCUUGCACCUGAAACGGAAUUUAUGCUGUCUCCGGAGUACGCUUAUUACAACGUGAGCCAUGGCCCUUACUACGUUGGCGUCGAUCCUAUUUGGAACCUCGCCGAUAACAACAAACUGAGUUUCUUGAAUUCGAUGAAAAUGAAGCUUUCUGUCAUCAUUGGUAUUGCUCAAAUGACUUUUGGCGUUAUACUUAGCUACGAGAAUUACAAAUAUUUUAAUUCUCGUUUGGACUUCCUUUUCAUGUUUAUACCCCAGAUGCUGUUUCUCGGUUGCAUAUUCAUAUAUUUGUGUUUGGAGAUUAUAUUCAAGUGGAUGCUUUUUUCAGCUAAACCAGGUUAUGUACUCGGAUAUUACUAUCCAGGGUCAAAUUGUGCUCCGUCUCUUCUCAUUGGUUUAAUCAACAUGUUUAUGGUUCGCAGUCGACCGUCUGGUUUUGUUAAUCAAGGAGGAGCUACUUACAUACAGUGCCAUUUGAACUUUUGGUAUCCUGGUCAGCAAUUUUUCGAAGUGCUAUUUCUGCUGGUGGCAGUUGGUUGCGUUCCGGUGAUGCUUUUCGCAAAACCGUACUUUUUGUGGAAGGAACACAAAAGCUAUCGAGCUAUUGAUUCCUCCUUGGUAAGUAAGUCAAGGUUUACGAUAGCUGUAUAUAUAUAUAUAUAUAUAUAUAUAUAUAUAUAU
This is a messenger RNA of Enterobius vermicularis (human pinworm), 2367 nucleotides long. Lineage: Eukaryota; Metazoa; Nematoda; Chromadorea; Rhabditida; Oxyuridae. The record is from the annotation of a GenBank genome assembly.